This is a messenger RNA of Erigeron canadensis, 615 nucleotides long. Its product is annotated as transcription factor bHLH140. Gene Ontology annotation, molecular function: protein dimerization activity; DNA-binding transcription factor activity. Lineage: Eukaryota; Viridiplantae; Streptophyta; Magnoliopsida; Asterales; Asteraceae. The transcript has a single exon. Gene Ontology annotation, biological process: regulation of DNA-templated transcription. The record is from RefSeq and is a predicted model, not a curated record. Bases 1 to 615 code for a protein of 204 amino acids.
AUGGAUUUAUAUGUUCACUACAGUAGUAGAAACCCGAACUCGAAUAAUUCUUCAUCAGUAGUCAUAACAAGCAACAAAACAUUUCAUGAAAAAUCAUCAUCACAAGUUGUGAUGGGGAAGAAAAAUAAUAAUAAAAGGAACCACCACAAAAGAAAUAACAACGACAACCAGCUGAAUGAUUAUAGCAUGAACAAAGUAGUGAAGCUGUCAACUGACCCACAAAGUGUAGCUGCAAGAGAGAGAAGGCACAGAAUCAGUGAGAAGUUGAAGAUUCUGAGAAGCAUGAUACCAGGUAGUGACACUAAGAAUAUGGACACAGUUACCAUGCUGGAAGAAGCCAUUCAGUAUGUCAAACUCUUGAAAUCCCAAAUUUGGCUUCAUCAAACUACAUUGAUAAGUUUCCAAAACUAUCAGGAUGAUCAUGAUCAUCAAUAUUAUAACUAUUGGCCACAUGAAGCAGCUGAUCAUGAUCAUCAUCUUUUCACAUGUGAUCAUGAUGGUGAUUAUUAUUACCAUCAUCAUCAUCAGCCUAAAAUGGAAAGGUUCUCACCACAUGAAUCAUCAUCUAAUUAUUGCUUCAAAGAUAACAACAUUAAUUGGUUCACUUUAUCAUGA